AUGUCGCCGCGAAUUGUUGUGCUGAUAUCAGGUUUCGGUUCCAAUCUUCAGGCUCUAAUCGAUGCCGUUAACAACGGAACUCUAAAAGCAACCAUAAGUCUGGUUGUUUCGAGUAAGGCCACUGCAUAUGGUUUAAAGCGUGCAGAAGCGGCAAACAUCCCUACUUUAGUGUUUCCGCUACAAGCAUACAGAGAUGCGGGGAAAUCGCGAAUAGAAUAUGAUAUCGACUUGGCUACAAAAAUAAAAGCUUACGAACCAGACCUGGUAGUUCUCGCAGGAUGGAUGCUGAUACUUUCUAAUCAAUUCCUGGAACAUUUCGCGCAAAAAACCGUUAUUAAUUUGCACCCUGCUCUCCCGGGACAAUUUGAUGGAACAGAUGCAAUUAGACGUGCGUACGAGGCAUACAAACGAGGGGAGAUACAAAAUACUGGAGUGAUGGUUCAUAAGGUUAUCCCAGAAGUCGACAGAGGUGAGCCGAUUAUGGUCGAAGAAGUUGCUAUAUUAGAGACAGACACGCUAGACGAUUUAGAAGCACGCAUACAUUCCGUAGAACAUCGUCUGAUAAUUGCAGGCGCAAACAAAGCUCUUCACGAGCUGAAUGUAUAA
Paraglomus brasilianum is the source of this 606-nucleotide messenger RNA. The record is from the annotation of a GenBank genome assembly. Lineage: Eukaryota; Fungi; Glomeromycota; Glomeromycetes; Paraglomerales; Paraglomeraceae.